This is a messenger RNA of Peronospora matthiolae, 348 nucleotides long. The record is from the annotation of a GenBank genome assembly. NCBI's taxonomy places the organism in Eukaryota, Oomycota, Peronosporomycetes, Peronosporales, Peronosporaceae.
AUGGAUGUAUCCAUGGGGGACAUUAAUCCCAGGGCUGUUAGCGCAGUCGCGGCACUACGUUCGGGGAACGGAUUAGGUGUCGGAUGGGGAAUGUCCCCACGCACAGGUGUGCUGGGUUUUGGAUUACUCCUCCCCCUCGACUUUGGUAUUGCUACCACUGUCAAAGUCCACGUCCUCGACACCAAGGAAUUCGGCUCGAGCCUUAUCUUUCAGGAGGUGUCCAGCUCGGUCCAUGUGGGUGCGUUACUUUGUAACAAGUCUCAAUGGGAGAAUGAGUCGAGUGACGUUUGUAGUAACGUCAGUCCUGGUGGGGAAGGGUGUAACGGGGUCACACUAGCCUUUGGCUGA